AUGUUUGCCUUGAGAAACACUGUCCGUGUCGCCCCUAAAGCCUUCCCCCGCUCGUUCAUCGGCGGUGUCAGAACUAAGGUCACCUUGCCUGAACUUGACUACCCCUUGAACGGCUUGGAACCUUACAUCUCGGAAGAAAUCAUGAACCUCCACUUGAACUUCCACCAAGCCAACUACGUUAAGGGUUACAACACUGCCAUUGAACAAGCUGCCGAAGCCAAGGGCAAGGGUGAAGUCACCAAGAUCGUUGACUUGCAAAAGGCCAUCAACUUCAACGGUGGUGGUUACGUCAAUCACUGCUUGUUCUGGAAGAACUUGGCUCCCACUACUCAAGGCGGUGGUCAAGCUCCUCCUGCUGACUCCAACUUGGCUAAGCAAAUCAACCAAGACUACGGCUCGUUGGAAAACUUGAUUGCUGAAGCCACCAACAAGAUGAUGGGUAUCCAAGGUUCCGGCUGGGCCUGGAUCGUCAAGAACAAGGUCACCGGCUCUCUUGACGUCAUUACCACCGCUAACCAAGACCAAUGCCCUACCACCCACGUCCCCUUGGUCGCCUUGGACUGCUGGGAACACGCCUACUACCUUGACUACAAGAACGCCAAGGCCAAGUACUUUGAAGCCAUCUGGCACGUUAUCAACUGGAAGGAAGCUGCCAGACGUUUCGACCUUUAA
Diutina rugosa is the source of this 672-nucleotide messenger RNA. Its product is annotated as superoxide dismutase. NCBI's taxonomy places the organism in Eukaryota, Fungi, Ascomycota, Pichiomycetes, Serinales, Debaryomycetaceae. The record is from RefSeq and is a predicted model, not a curated record. Gene Ontology annotation, cellular component: mitochondrion. Gene Ontology annotation, molecular function: superoxide dismutase activity; metal ion binding. The transcript has a single exon. Bases 1 to 672 code for a protein of 223 amino acids. Gene Ontology annotation, biological process: superoxide metabolic process.